Messenger RNA from Rattus norvegicus (Norway rat), 1931 nucleotides. NCBI's taxonomy places the organism in Eukaryota, Metazoa, Chordata, Mammalia, Rodentia, Muridae. The record is from RefSeq and is a predicted model, not a curated record.
UCUGUCCCGCCCCUAACUCGGGGCCCUUCGGAACUCCGAGGAGAAUCAAGUGGGUGGGACACUGCUAGGUCAGCUGAGUGACAGUCACGGGAUCGCGACCAAGUCUGAUUUCCUGGAGGAAAGCAGAUGAUGGACCCAGGACUCCUAGUGUUACAGGACAUGGAGAAGGAACGGGAGACACUGCAGGUCUGGAAGCAACGUGUGGGACAAGAGCUCGAUUCUGUGAUCGCUUUCUGGAUGGAGCAUUCCCAUGACCAGGAACACGGGGGCUUCUUCACAUGCCUUGGCCGCGAUGGGCAGGUAUAUGAUCACCUCAAAUAUGUCUGGCUGCAGGGGAGGCAGGUAUGGAUGUAUUGUCGCUUAUACCGCACUUUUGAGCGCUUCCGCCGUGUCGAGCUUCUGGAUGCAGCAAAAGCAGGUGGUGAAUUUUUGUUGAGUUAUGCCCGGGUGGCACCGCCUGGCAAGAAAUGUGCUUUUGUGCUGACCCAGGACGGCCGUCCAGUGAAGGUGCAGCGGACCAUUUUCAGCGAGUGCUUUUACACCAUGGCCAUGAAUGAACUGUGGAAAGUAACAGGGGAAAUGCAUUAUCAGAGAGAAGCCGUAGAGAUGAUGGAUCAGAUCAUCCACUGGGUAAGGGAGGACCCAGCUGGGCUGGGCCGGCCUCAGCUCUCGGGAACACUGGCCACAGAGCCCAUGGCAGUGCCCAUGAUGCUGCUCAACCUGGUGGAGCAGCUUGGAGAAGAAGAUGAGGAGAUGACCGACAAGUAUGCAGAACUAGGGGACUGGUGUGCCCAUAGGAUUCUUCAGCAUGUCCAGAGGGAUGGACAAGUUGUACUGGAGAAUGUAUCAGAGGAUGGCAAAGAGCUCCCUGGUUGCCUUGGAAGACAUCAGAACCCAGGCCACACACUGGAAGCUGGCUGGUUUCUGCUCCAGUAUGCCCUCAGGAAAGGUGAUCCCAAACUUCAAAGGCACAUUAUUGACAAGUUUCUCUUACUGCCUUUCCACUCUGGAUGGGACCCUGAGCACGGAGGCCUCUUCUACUUCCAGGAUGCUGAUGAUCUCUGCCCUACCCAGCUGGAAUGGAACAUGAAGCUGUGGUGGCCACACACUGAAGCCAUGAUUGCCUUCCUCAUGGGUUACAGGGACAGCGGGGACCCAGCCUUGCUGAACCUCUUCUACCAAGUGGCUGAAUACACCUUCCACCAGAUGAGUUUAAGAGGCUGUAGUUCAGAAGAGAGAAAUUUGGCUUGCUACCUUGCUAGGUGUCAUAAAAAAUGUACAGGGACUAAGCCACUACCUAAAGACUAUACAUGGACUGACCCUGGACUCCGACCUCAUAGGUAGCAAUGAAUAUCCUAGUAAGAUCACCAGUGGAAGGGGAAGCCCUUGGUCCUGCCAAGACUGAACCCUCAGUGAACGUGAUUGUUGGGGGGAGGGCGGUAAUGGGGGGAGGAUGGGGAGGGGAACACCCAUAAAGAAGGGGAGGGAGAGGGGUUAGGGGGAUGUUGGCCCGGAAACCGGGAAAGGGAAUAACAUUCGAAAUGUAAAUAAGAAAUACUCAAGUUAAUAAAGAAAAAACGGGAAAAAAAAUGUAGGUAACCUGGUGGUACAUAUCUGUAAUCCUAGCCCUGGAGUGGCUGGAACCAUAACACAGCAUAGAGACCAGCCUGGUCUACAAGAGUAAGUUUGAGACUUAACCAGCUACAUAAGGAGAUCUUGUCUCAAAUAAACAAAUAACAACAACAAUAGAUAGUAUGGAGAGUCAAGAGUAAGGUAAAUUUUUUAAUAUAGAAGGUAAAGAGGAGGGGCUGGAGAGAUGGCUCAGCAGUUAAGAGCACUGACUGCUCUUCCAGAGGUCCUGAGUUCAAUUCCCAGCAACCACAUGGUGGUUCACAACCAUCUGUAAUGGGAUCUGAUGCCCUCUUCUGGUG